GGUAAAAGAAGGUACCACGCUUACACAUGUCCCUCAAACGCACUGGUGAACGCCUGGAUUAACGACUAGCAGUUCUCGUUUUAGGUCGGGGAAAACAUGGAAGUGGAAAACAGGGACUUCAUCAACACCCCCCCAAUGAAGACGGUGCGAUUUGGGGGCAGUGUUGUGAACACGUUGGCCAAAUUCGAACGGGGUGACACUAGCGACUACGAACUACUAAAACACCAGUUGACGGAUCCAGACAUAAAGGAUGGUCAGAUAAUUAACUGGCUGCAGGAGUUCCGGAACUGCGUGACCCAGCUCACCAAGGUCCACGAGCAGCUGGUUUAUGUUGUUCUGAAACUACCCUGGCUAGGACGAAGCCCGGCAGUGGUAGAGGAGUACCUGGCUUUCCUGAGUAACCUGGUCUCCGCUCAGACAGUCUACCUCAGGACAUGUCUCAAAAUGGUGGUCUCCAAUUUUAUACCUGCGAGAGUGUUGAUCCGGGAAGGAGAUGUGGAUAUUUCAGACUCGGACGACGAUGAUGAAAACCUUCCCAGGAACUUUGACUUGUGUCAUCAGGCCCUCCAGGUCAUUGCCAAAUAUGUCCCAUUUACCAGUCGCUUCCUCAUGCCCAUCCUGAUUGACAGCUUCCCCUUUGUGCAAAAAUCAUCAAGAACCCUGGAGUGCUACGUGCACAACCUCCUGCGCAUCACCAUCUACAUCCCGUCCCUGCGCAGAGACGUGCUGGAGCUGGUCAUUGGCAGGAUGCUCAAGCUGGAUGUCAGCGCUCCUCGCAGCGACAUCGAGGAGAUGGAGGAAAACUCCGCCCAGCAGUGCGAAGGUGACGGAGCUCAGGACGACUGUCUCUUUGACAUGGACGAAGAUGAGGGGCCGCAGACAAAGUCAUCCAUGACAGCAGAGGGCGCUGUGAUGGCACAUCCUGUGGCUGAGCGUUUGGACACGCUCAUGGGCGUGCUCUUCGCCUAUAUCAAGGAUAUAUGCUACGUGAAUGGCUGCUUGGAGCUGGAGCGCACUAAAGAGCUGUACCGAGACCUGGUGGGUGUGUUCGACAAGCUGGUGCUGCCCACACAUGCCUCCUGCCAUGUGCAGUACGCCCUCUUCUACCUCUGCAGUUUCCGGCUGGGCCUGGCGGAGGCAUUCCUGGAGCACCUGUGGAAGAUUCUGCAGAGCCCAGCCCAGCCCGCCGUCUUGCGGCAGGCUGUGGCCGGCUACAUUGGCAGCUUCUUGGCCCGGGCCAAGUUCCUGCCCAUUGCUACUGUGAAGGCCUGCCUGGACCUGCUGGUUCCCUGGCUCCACCUCUACAUCGACAGCCAGGACUCGGGUUCCAAGGCCUUCUGCGACGUGGCGCUUCAUGGCCCCUUCUAUGCGGCCUGCCAGGCCGUGUUUUACACCCUCAUCUUCAGACACCGGGACAUUGUGGAAGGGAACAUGCGCCAAGGCCUUGCCUACCUGCAGGGCCUGAACCUGGAACGCAUCGUGAUGAGCCAGCUCAACCCGCUGAAGGUCUGCCUGCCCGCCGUCACCAACAUGUUUGCCGCCAUCACCAGGAAGUACCAGCUGGUGUUCUGUUACACCAUCAUCGAGCGGAACAACCGCCUCCUGUUACCCACAGUGAGGAGCUCCCAGGGCGGUGACGCCACGCCCACCAACACCAACCCGCUGGACAGCUUCUUCCCCUUUGACCCCUACCUGCUGAAGAGGUCAGGGAAGGUCAUUGAGCCACUUUACCAGGUGUGGGAGGAGCCGAGUGACUCUGAAGUGGCCAGCCCCAAGAAGCCGGUCAGACAGCGCUCUGCGGAAGAGGAGGAUGACUUCCUGCAGGGCGAGAACCCGCAGGGGGACGGGUCGGUGGCCAUGACGCCUGGCUCCUAUGACUCCCACCUGCGUAGCCCGAGCAGCGUGGGUUCGCCCCCCAUCGCCUUCCUCCAGCGCCCCUUCUAGCCACCCGCCAACAUGGACACAAACGCCACCAACCCAAGAUGGCUGCCGCGCCAGAGUCUGGAAGCAGAGAGAGGGGCCAGAGGCUCAAAAAUGGUGAAAGGUUUGCCGCGACAGGCCCGCGGCGCUCCCACUUGGCUUUCGAGAUGCUCCGUUUGUCACCGUGUCUGGGUGCACCCUGUAACCCCUAAAAUGCUGUCCUCUUUGGACAACUUUAAAUGAGGGCUCAGACUACAUAGCAUUCUUCUGACUGCCCUAACUGGAGGUCUGUCACUCCCACGCUGCACUGCACUUGUUCCCAAAAGAUAAAUGGGAGGGGGCGGCAAGGACUUCGUCUGAGGGAAAAAGUAACAUGCAUGUGCAGAUUUCACUGAAGUCAUUUCUGUCACUGUGGGCAUGCUUAACUGUUAAAGCUGCGGUACAGUCCCCAUGCAGAGGUAGGCCUCUAGCACCUGGUGAUUUUGUGCAGUAUCUAACAACAGGAAAGGACAGUAUCUUCAACUCUAGUUCCCUUUUCAAUCUGUACUGCUUGUAUCAUAAAUAGAACAGAAACCUCUCCUCAUGUUUGUAGGGGAGGUGCAUAUUCAUAUAGAAUGUAUAGAGGAGUGAUGUAAUACUGAUAUAGAAUAUAUUUGCAGUAUCUGCAGUAAAGACCAGUGACUGGAGUGAAGAGUCCAUGUCCUUGAAGAAAUAAUGCCCCUUAGUGGACAGAGUAUGUCCUGCAUCUAUUCAGCCAAGCAUUAACUCAGUAAUGUACCACAUCCUCAACAGCAGGGUGUUGUGUUUUUAAUUAUGCUGUCAUGUCUCUAACUUUUUUAUUGGCAAUGUGGCAGUCUGUGUGUUUAUGUGGAUGUUAAGAACUGUUCAGAAGGCUGGUCUUACUCAACACUUGAGUAAUACUGACAGACAGUAGGUUCAGCAGGUAACGAGAGCAGAAUGCUGUUACUUGUGUGUUGCUGUCAUUGUAUCGUGUUAUGUUUGCUUCUGUUGAUCAAUGACUUUCCCCAAAAACCUUACUGUUGUAAAUCUUAUUGUUCCUCAACUUCAGGGACUUUGAUCUCUAUUGUAAAGAAUUUAUUUAUGAAAUGAGUGUCUGUUAUUGGCAUUAUUUUUUG
Messenger RNA from Megalops cyprinoides (Indo-Pacific tarpon), 3056 nucleotides. RefSeq names its product RRN3 homolog, RNA polymerase I transcription factor (gene rrn3). The transcript has 18 exons. The coding region runs from base 97 to 1944 and encodes 615 amino acids. Gene Ontology annotation, biological process: transcription initiation at RNA polymerase I promoter. NCBI's taxonomy places the organism in Eukaryota, Metazoa, Chordata, Actinopteri, Elopiformes, Megalopidae. Gene Ontology annotation, cellular component: nucleus. The record is from RefSeq and is a predicted model, not a curated record. Gene Ontology annotation, molecular function: RNA polymerase I core binding; RNA polymerase I general transcription initiation factor activity.